Molecule: messenger RNA, 1917 nt
Organism: Penicillium canariense
Lineage: Eukaryota; Fungi; Ascomycota; Eurotiomycetes; Eurotiales; Aspergillaceae
Product: CLPTM1 family protein
Exons: 3
Coding region: 1-1917 (638 amino acids)
Cellular component (GO): membrane; endomembrane system
Source: RefSeq, a predicted model, not a curated record
AUGCCUGAACAGCGGCCACGCAGAGAGGAGGAGUCGAGCUUCGGCUUCAAGGGUGCCCUCCAGGGUCUCGGAAUCUUCUUGCUGGUACAAUUUGUAAUUGGACAAUUCUUCAACAAGCAGCAGAAUGCGGCAUCCACCGUCAAGUCGGGCAACACCGCGUUUGCGGAUCGCGUUGACCCCAGCGAAGUCGCCGACUACAGCGCCCUCCCGGACCUCAUCUCUCCGAUCUGGCCAUCCGACAGCGCCAUCGAUAUCAGCAUCUAUGUGACCCCGUCGAUCAUUGUGCCCUCCUUGAAGGCCAAGGAUAGCGUGCUUGUUAUGCAGGAGAAGAACUUCACGCUGGGCAACUAUAGCGACACCCGUGUGAUCGAGACAACUCUUAAGCUCCCGAAGCAGGUUCAGCAGAAUGGAACACUCUUCGCGCACUUUUUUGUGGCCCGCUCGGGACACCAGCUGGACCCUGCUGCUAAGGAUUAUAACUCUGCCGACGCAGUCCACUUUCUGCGCCCCAUGAACCAGUACCUCGCCAAGAAGAAGACCAAGAAGCUGAAGAAUCUCCUGGCCGCUUCCGAGGUAGUGGAAGAAGAGGUGGUGGAUGAUACCCCAGACGUGCAGACGGUCUCCUACUACCAUCCUAACUUCACCCUCUCCGUCAUCCCCGACUCUGGGACCCAGAGGUUCUCUCAGAUGCACCCGGCAGUUCGCCAGUAUGUGCAGCUGGAGCGCACCGGUGCCCGAGACGAGUCUGGCAAGAACGGCUGGUACUACCCCAUCCUGUUCCUCAAUACUUUCUGGCAGUUGAAGACUCAUAUGACUGAGCUGAACUCCACUGUCACGGAGGUCCCCCUGCGCAUUACCCUCAACAAUCUGUCCAACUGGAAAUUCAGCAUGCUCAGCAGUAUUGAUGAGGGCUCCAAGCAGAGUGCGCGCCAGGCUGCGUACGGUGGCCCCGUACCUGGUGGCGGUGAUGGCUCUGAGUGGGAGAUGGUCAAGGAGGUUCUGUUGGACACCAACAUCUAUCUCCUGGGAACCACUGCUAUCGUUACCAUCUUGCACAUGCUUUUCGAGACCCUGGCGUUCAAAAACGACAUUGCUCACUGGCGUAAGAAGAAGGAUAAUGUCGGCACCUCUGUUCGUACCAUUCUGGCAAAUGUUUUCAUGCAGGCAGUUAUCUUCCUUUACCUCAUGGACAACAGCGAGAACACAUCAUGGAUGAUUCUGGCUAGUCAAGGUUUCGGCAUUCUCCUCGAAGCCUGGAAGGUCACAAAGACCGUCGACGUUCGCCUGCGUCCUCCGCCCGCCAACUCCUUCUUUUCCUUCUUGCCCUAUGUCAUCGUUUUCGAGGAUAAGCACAAGCUGAGCGAGACCGAGAAGAAGACUCAAGAGUAUGACGAGAUUGCGUUCCGUUACCUGUACAUUGUGGCGGUGCCUCUUCUUCUCGCCUACGCCGGAUACAGCCUGAUGUACAACACCCACAAAUCCUGGUACUCUUACAUCAUCCAAACCCUUGUCGGCAGUGUCUACGCCUAUGGGUUCCUGAUGAUGGUUCCCAGCCUGUACAUCAACUACCGCCUGAAGUCUGUUGCCCACAUGCCGGGCAAGGCGAUGGCCUAUAAGUUCCUCAACACCUUCAUCGACGACCUCUUCGCCUUUACCGUUAAGAUGCCAUGGCUCCACCGAUUGGCCACUCUUCGCGACGAUGUCAUCUUCUUCAUCUGGCUCUACCAGGGCUGGAAGUACAAGGUUGACUAUAAGCGUAUCAACGAGUUUGGACAGGGAGGCGACAGUGACGAGGAGGAAGAGUCCAUCUCUGCCGCUAAGUCUGAGCAGAACGAGAAGGAGCAGACAGUGGCUUCUCAGACGUCCGCUAAGGUCGACAGCAACUCGUCUACUCGCCAGAGGAAGUCCAAGAAAUGA